CCAUAGCAACCCCUUAACCCGGCUUCCGGUGGGCGUGGCCUCGCCGUUACCACAGCGACAGCCAAUCAGCGCCCGGCCCCGCCCCGACCAAUCGCGUCUCUCCCGUCGCGCUCUCCACCAAUAGGAACCGAGGGGCGGGGUCAGCGCCGACCAAUCAGGAGCGGGGGGAAGGCUGUGGGCUCCGCCGCCAUCUUGAGCGCCGCGUCCGAGGCCGCCGCUGUUGUCGCUCUGCUCCCGUCGCCGCUCCGGGCGUGCGUGACGUCAGGGGGGAGCCCCCCCCUCCCCCUCCCCCCCCGUUCCAAGAUGGAGGCCGCGGGGUCGGACCCGACGGACGCGAUGACGUCAGACGACUUCGAUAUCGUCAUCGAGGCCAUGCUGGAGGCGCCGUAUAAGAAGGAGGAGGCCCAACCCGGCCCCUCCAAGGCGGAGCCUCCAGCAGCGCAGCAGGCACCGGAGGAGAGCAGCAAAGAGGCCAAGAAGGAGACUGGGAGCAGCAGCAGCCGGAAGAAGAGGAGCAGGAGCCGGAGCCGGAGCCGUGAGCACAGACACAGCCGCAGCCGUGACCGCGACCGCCGGCGCCGCAGCCGCAGCCGUGAGCGCCGGAGCCGACACCGGAGCCGCGAGCGCAGGAGGGGGAGCAGGUCCCGGAGCCGCGAGCGGCGCCGAGAGGAGAGGGCAAGGCGCCGCUUCGGGCACAGCAAGAGCCCUCUGUACCGGGAGAAGAGCCCUGUGCGGGAGGCUGUGGGCAGCCUGAGCCCCGAGGAGCGCGAUGCUCGCACCGUGUUCUGUAUGCAGCUGGCUGCUCGCAUCCGACCCCGAGACCUGGAGGACUUCUUCUCUGCUGUUGGCAAGGUCCGUGACGUCCGCAUCAUCUCGGACCGCAACUCCCGGCGCUCCAAGGGCAUUGCCUAUGUGGAGUUCUGUGACAUCCAAUCCGUGCCCUUGGCCAUCGGCCUGACCGGCCAGCGCCUGCUGGGGGUGCCCAUCAUCGUGCAGGCAUCGCAGGCUGAGAAGAACCGCUUGGCUGCUCUGGCCUCCAGCCUCCAGAAGGGCUCUGGGGGCCCCAUGAGGCUGUUUGUGGGGUCCCUGCACUGCAACAUCACCAAGGAGAUGCUCAGGGGCAUCUUCGAGCCCUUCGGCAAGAUCGAGAGCAUUGUCCUCAUGCGGGACCCAGACACCGGCCAGUCCAAGGGCUAUGGGUUCAUCACGUUCUCAGAGGCCGAGUGCGCUCGCCGGGCACUGGAGCAGCUCAAUGGGUUUGAACUGGCCGGACGCCCCAUGCGUGUGGGGCAGCUCCAUGAGGGUCCUGACUUGGGGGGCGCCCCAGAGGCCACCGAGGACCCAGAGCUUAUGGGGCCCAGCGCCAGGCUGCAGCUCAUGGCCAAGCUGGCUGAGGGUUCGGGGCUGCAGUUGCCCAGCUCAGCUCAGGCUGCUCUGCAGCUCAAUGGGGCCCUGCCCCUGGGGGCCCUUAACCCUGCGGCGCUCACUGCCCUGAGCCCGGCGCUGAACUUGGCCUCGCAGACGUUGGCGUCUCAGUGUCUGACACUGUCAGGGCUCUUCUCCCCACAGACCAUGUGA
This is a messenger RNA of Melopsittacus undulatus (budgerigar), 1578 nucleotides long. RefSeq names its product RNA binding motif protein 23 (gene RBM23). Gene Ontology annotation, biological process: regulation of mRNA splicing, via spliceosome; mRNA processing. The record is from RefSeq and is a predicted model, not a curated record. Gene Ontology annotation, molecular function: U1 snRNP binding; RNA binding. The transcript is spliced from 15 exons. Gene Ontology annotation, cellular component: nucleus. The coding region runs from base 304 to 1578 and encodes 424 amino acids. NCBI's taxonomy places the organism in Eukaryota, Metazoa, Chordata, Aves, Psittaciformes, Psittaculidae.